Molecule: messenger RNA, 1936 nt
Organism: Solanum dulcamara
Lineage: Eukaryota; Viridiplantae; Streptophyta; Magnoliopsida; Solanales; Solanaceae
Exons: 5
Coding region: 180-1736 (518 amino acids)
Source: RefSeq, a predicted model, not a curated record
UUCCGAUCGCCGGUUCUUCUCCUUCUUCAGUCUUUCUAUAUGUUCCCCAUACAACUGGAGUGCUUGAAAGCCUAAAGUAGAGGUCUUAUAUGACAUUGCAAGUAAAUUGUGUUAAGUUUAUGCCUUGUGUUCCUCAUACUUUACAUACAUAGUUUUAGCGUAACUGGGAGCAAAACAAAAUGGCAGCCCUCGUUCCAGGAGUACUGAUUAAGCUUCUCCAGAGUAUGAAUUCCAAUAAAAAAGUUCGCGGGGAAUAUAGAUCGAUCCUUUUACAAGUCAUCAGCAUUGUCCCUGCUUUGAAUGGAUCAGAACUAUGGCCAAACCACGGUUUCUUUAUUAAAGUCUCGGAUUCUUCUCAUUCGACAUAUGUUACGUUAUCUAAAGAGGAGAAUGAGCUCAUAUUGAACAACAAAUUGCAACUUGGCCAGUUCUUUUAUGUUGAAAGAAUGGAACCUGGAACUCCAGUUCCAGUUUUAGUAGGGGUGAGGCCACUUCCAGGGCGACAUCCAUUUGUAGGUAACCCAAAGGAUUUAAUGCAAAUGUUGGAACCGUCUGAGGUCACUGUUCGAAAUGAUCAGGAAGAUGUUACUGGUUCGAAGUUUAAUGAAUCGCCUGAAUUGAACAAAGAGAACUCAAAGAACAAAUUUGUUAUCAAAGAGCAAAAAAUGGUUGUUGCUUCCAGGUACAUGCGAGGAGUAUUAACCUCUUACACAAAGAUUGGAGGGCUUGAUCAAGGUACUGGUGUGAAAGCCAUUGAGAAUGAGAGUAGUGGAGCUGCUAAAAAGGCCAUACCUCUGAAAGAGAAACAACGCGAGCUUAAAGGUCAGACACGGUCUUCAACUCCUUCACGCAGUCACUCUGAUCCAAUUGUGAUAAACUCAGGCAUAAAUAAGCAUUUGAAAACUCCAAGAUUCUCAACAUUGAAACUCACAAGAAGCAAACAAGAAAGUGUCAGAGAAAAUAGUCAAUCCUCAGAAGCGUACAUGCCCUGGUCCUCGCUACCAACCAGCCUUGCAAAGCCUGGGAAGGGGAUACUUAGGAGGGGAUUAUUAGCUUCUUUAGUAGAAGCAGAAGCUCAAGAAGAAGCAAAGGAAGCAGCAAAACUUCUUCAUUGCCUCAGAAUGUUUGCUGAACUGUGCACCUCGGCAUCACCAGAAUGUCCCUAUCUCUCUCUCUCCAAAUUUUUCAAGCUCAACGAUCUCAUUGAACUACCCAGUACUGCUAAAACAAAAGAGCUAACCCCAGAUAAUUUUGCUACUAAAUUAUCUGCUCAAGAGAAGGUGAAAGAAGGGAAGAUGACAUGUUUCUUGAAUGGUAAAACUACAAGCAAGUCUUUGAAGCCUUCUAUGGAACUUUCUGGAGCUGAAAAGCUAGAGUGGGCAAGAGGAGACGGUUCCAAAGACAUCGUGGAACUACGAGAGCUUCUGUUAAAUGAAAUACAGUCUUGGUUUCUCAAAUUCUUGGAGGGAGCAAUUGACGUUGGCUUUUGGCAGAACAAGCAGGAACAAAAAACGAAAGCAAGUGUACCACGCCAAACGGAGUCAAAAAACCAAAUAGCUUUCACAUUAUCACAGCUUAAGCAUGCAAAUGAAUGGUUGGACAAGGUAAGGAGUACCCUAAGCUCAGACGAAAACAAUUUGGUCGAGAGAGUUGAUAGAUUGAAGCAAAAACUCUACACCUGUUUACUUCUUUACGUGGAUUCAGCCGCUUCAGCUCUUGGAAAGCCGACCUCAUAGCCAAUAAUUUCAUGGAAAUGGACCAGAGUUCCUAAGAUGUUUUCUUCAUAUUCUAUUUAUAUAAACAUUAUGCAAGAAGCUAUUUAAAGGUCACUUAAAAGUGGUCAAUCAGCUGAUGUUCAUAAUUCUGUAUCUAAUUAUUUCAUGUAUUUUUUUUAAAAAACUGUCUGCUACAAUAAAUCAAUGAUGACUUACCUGCA